AUGCAGCAGAAAAUUGCAGCUCUAAUGAAAUCUUUUCUAGAUAAACGAAUGUCGUCAACAGUGAGCAACUCCACGGCUGAUAUUCCAACUGACGGAAUUCAAGUAACACAAUUUUCACGUCGUAUUGCAGAUCAAAUCAUUCUGUAUCAAAUCAUUCGCUAUCCCGAUCGAUGUCUUUUCAUUUGGAUUGGAACAAGUGCGUGUGAUAUGUCAAAUCUAGCUAUGACAAUGCCGAUGUCGUUGUCAACCACGAAUGAAUUACUUGGUACUACUCUCUAUGGUACCGACUUUUACGAACAAUCGUUGGCUUUGAGUAAAAAGUUAGCUCGUCGUCUCGGUGGCAAAAAACAAGUUUAUGUUAGUCUUAAUCUCGUUAAUGAUGCUGAUAAUGAAAUGUUGUUAAGUGAAGUGGAACAAGCACUUUUCGAACAUGUACGACAAAACGAACAAGUUUAUUAG
This is a messenger RNA of Adineta ricciae, 459 nucleotides long. Lineage: Eukaryota; Metazoa; Rotifera; Eurotatoria; Adinetida; Adinetidae. The record is from the annotation of a GenBank genome assembly.